Molecule: messenger RNA, 1224 nt
Organism: Ochotona princeps (American pika)
Lineage: Eukaryota; Metazoa; Chordata; Mammalia; Lagomorpha; Ochotonidae
Gene: AIP
Product: aryl hydrocarbon receptor interacting protein
Exons: 6
Coding region: 139-1131 (330 amino acids)
Molecular function (GO): peptidyl-prolyl cis-trans isomerase activity; protein binding
Source: RefSeq, a predicted model, not a curated record
UCCCUGUUCGGCUACUGCCCUCAAUCAAAAUGGCGCUAGCUCGGUAGCCGCCCAGGUUUUAAGGAGUUUGCCGAAGCAGGUCCGGAAGCUACCGAGCGAGUCCGGAAGUUGCCGAAAGACGAGCAGCGGGGUAGGAGGAUGGCGGAUAUCAUCGCACGACUCCGGGAGGACGGAAUCCAAAAGCGCGUGAUCCAGGAGGGCCGAGGCGACCUCCCCGGCUACGAGGACGGAACCAAGGCCACAUUCCACUAUCGGACACUGCACAGUGACAAUGAGGGCUCGGUGCUGGAUGACAGCAGGGUCCGUGGCAAGCCCAUGGAGCUCAUCAUUGGCAAGAAGUUCAAGCUGCCCGUGUGGGAGACCAUCGUGCGCUCCAUGCGUGAAGGGGAGACUGCCGAGUUCCUCUGUGACGUCAAGCACGUGGUCCUGUACCCGUUGGUGGCCAAAAGCCUCCGCAACAUCGCGGCAGGCAAGGACCCGCUGGAGGGCCAGCGGCACUGCUGCGGCAUGGCGCAAAUGCAUGAACACAGCUCGCUGGGCCACGCCGACCUGGACGCCCUGCAGCACAACCCGCAGCCGCUCGUCUUCCACUUUGAGAUGCUGAAGGUGGAGAGCCCUGGCACGUACCAGCAGGACCCAUGGGCCAUGACGGACGAGGAGAAGGCCAAGGCUGUACCACUCAUCCACCAAGAAGGCAACCGGCUGUACCGUGAGGGGCAGGUCAAGGAGGCGGCCGCCAAGUACUACGACGCCAUCGCCUGCCUCAAGAACCUGCAGAUGAAGGAACAGCCUGGGUCCCCUGACUGGAUCCAGCUGGACCAGCAGAUCACCCCCCUGCUGCUCAAUUACUGCCAGUGCAAGCUGGUGGCUGAAGAAUAUUACGAGGUGCUGGACCACUGCUCCUCCAUCCUCAAUAAGUACGACGACAAUGUCAAGGCCUACUUCAAGCGGGGCAAGGCCCAUGCGGCCGUGUGGAACGCGCAGGAGGCCCAGGCCGACUUCGCCAAGGUGCUGGAGCUGGACCCGGCCCUGGCACCCAUCGUGAGCCGGGAGCUGCGGGCCCUGGAGGCGCGGAUCCGGCAGAAGGAUGAGGAGGACAAGGCCCGCUUCCGUGGCAUUUUCUCCCACUGACGGGGACCCGGGCUGCCCGGCUGGCCCUGCCCGCCACCUGCCCUGCCCACCCCGCCCCUGCUUCUCUGUAUAUAAAGGCCUUAUUUAUCGCUC